Molecule: messenger RNA, 795 nt
Organism: Naegleria fowleri
Lineage: Eukaryota; Heterolobosea; Eutetramitea; Acrasida; Naegleriidae
Exons: 1
Coding region: 1-795 (264 amino acids)
Source: RefSeq, a predicted model, not a curated record
AUGCUUUGUCCUUUCUGUGGCACUUCCAUCGCUUCAUUUCCAGGUUAUUCCGAAAUCCAGCUGGAUCCAUACUUUGGUCUCGCCAACUCCCCCAAGCUUCAAGAACAAAUGUGUCGACACGUGAUUUCGUGUGCAUUGACUCUUGCAAAUUCUAAUCAUUGGGAUGUUUCGGAUCUUCUUCCAAAGCCAACCUAUAAUAUUUUCACGUUGCCAGAGCUGAACAACCAACAUGCGGAUGAAGAUCCCGAAGAUGAAGAUUUUGUCAUGAAUGAUGAUGAGGAAAUGAGUGAUGAUGAAGAGCCCAUUACCGAAGAAGAACUCUCACAUCUUCAGCAAGAUGAGGCUCAUGUGUCGCAAUUAGAACAAAGAGGAAGGAAGAUCAUCACAAGCAAUAACAACAACAGCACACAGACGGACUCCAAUCACCAUGUCAACGACGCUGAGCAAAAUUCCAAAACAACACAACGAACGGAAGAACCUCUCUUUGAUCUUUCCAUUCAAUUCAAAUUCAUGAACGGAUUGGAAUUGAAUGGCGAGUUCAAUAGCCAGAGUGAUACACUUAAAACUCUGGUGGAAUGGGUCAGUCUGAAAUCGCAAAUUGCAUCCAACUGUCUCAAAUUCAGACACCACACGACUUGGUUAGAAGGAGACUUGAAUACUACCAACACCACCACUUUGGAACACCUCUUUUCAUUGGUACUACCCGAGUCAGAGACUGAAACCCAGAAUCAAAAUCCUCGUCAGAAGAAGAAGACAAAACUUGUCCUCUUCGUGGCUGUAAGAAAAACUCUCUAA